UGACUCCUCUUUCCAAGAUUAGAGGAACUGAAACACGCUUUCUUCGGCAACUCUUUCCGCAAGUAAAUUCUCGAAAGGCUGAAGUUCAAGGAAGGACCUCAACGAGACUUCUCAUGGCCAGUUCGUCGUCAUCCUGCUCCCAAUCUUCAUCUGUCGCGCAAGACCACGAAUCGCCGGUGAAGACAGCCGAGUCGCCCAUUAUUCCUGUCUCAGAAGCGGAGACGAUCGGAAACAGUUCUCCAAAAUCUGUGAUUCCUAACACCAUGGCGGAUGCCGAUGCUGCGGCUCCAAAGCCUUCAGGCAGCCGCUCUCAACUGAAGACGCCAGAGCCUCGCCUCUCCAAAGAGCGCAUGAACGGCCAUAAAGACGGCGCAGAAAGAUCGCCCAGCACGCCCGGGUACCUGGCUCCGUUUGACUGGGAAGAGUUCGAGGCUCGGUAUGAAGAGGCGCUCGCUGAUGCUGAUCGUCAGGAGCGCGAGCUUCUACAAGAGUUUGAGGAUCUUGUCAAGUUCUUCAAUGUCUGGGCCUCUGCUGCUUCGGUCCAUGACACCGAACGCGGAGUAAAACGGCUUCAGACCAGGGAACGGUAUGUUAAGAUUGCCGAGCAGAGCCUGUCGCAAAAGAAGAAGCACCUCUCGGAAGUUGUCCGCGCCUUUCAAAGUGCCCUGGCCCUCCUGAGCCAGACUUAGGCCCCCGAUCACAGAAUCAUUUUGUGGUCCGGUCGAGCCACUGUUCCUCCCAGCGCGGGACACUCUCAUAGACAGCACUCAUCAUCACCUUCUUCCGUUAUUGCAGUCGAUGCUGGCGGCAAUCUGCAAAGAUAAUCAUCGCGCUGGGCUACCGUUUUCCAAAAAACGAAACGGAACUUUCAUCACAUCCACACCAGUCAGCGCAACUUCCUCGGUCGGCCCCAAAGCAACGGCCAACCUGCUCUUGGUCGAGUUUGCUUCUGAGAGAGCGCUUCUGUCAUUCUGACAACCGAAGCGACACAAAACGAAUUGAAACAAAAAGA
Thermothelomyces thermophilus ATCC 42464 is the source of this 1012-nucleotide messenger RNA. RefSeq lists its product as uncharacterized. The coding region runs from base 114 to 689 and encodes 191 amino acids. The record is from RefSeq and is a predicted model, not a curated record. The transcript has 3 exons. Lineage: Eukaryota; Fungi; Ascomycota; Sordariomycetes; Sordariales; Chaetomiaceae.